Molecule: messenger RNA, 7803 nt
Organism: Plasmodium cynomolgi strain B
Lineage: Eukaryota; Apicomplexa; Aconoidasida; Haemosporida; Plasmodiidae
Product: CPSF (cleavage and polyadenylation specific factor) subunit A
Exons: 8
Coding region: 1-6825 (2274 amino acids)
Biological process (GO): mRNA splicing, via spliceosome
Cellular component (GO): U2 snRNP; nucleus
Molecular function (GO): U2 snRNA binding; protein binding
Source: RefSeq, a predicted model, not a curated record
AUGCAUCCAAGUGAAGCGGAGGGACGUACGGAGGAGAGACGUACGGAGGAGGGACGUACGGAGGAGGGACGUACGGAGGAGGGACGUACGGGGGAGGGACGCACGGAGGAGGGACGUACGGGGGAGGGGAAAGAGGGACCCGACAACGUGGGUCUUUACAACUUUUAUAAUAAUAUCAUCCCGAGUCAGUCCAUCAGAACAGCAAUCUACACAAACAUAAAAGGAAACAGAAAAAAGUAUUUACUCUAUGCUUGCAGUAACUAUCUCAACGUAUGUUCAGUGGAUAAGGAUGGCUAUACAAGUGACUACAGCAAGCAUGCAGUCUUUGCUGAAAUCCUGGAGCUGAGAGAGUACAUUCCAGAAAAAUUAGCUGAUUUAGGAAUAAAGGAAAAUAUAAAAUCGUACGUUUUUUUACUAACGAGGAAGUAUAACUUGUUGCUCCUCCAUUUCGAUGUGAAGCUGAACGAUUUUGUUACCAUCUCACAUGUUAAUUUACACGAAAUUAAUGGCAUGAAUAUUGAAGAAGACAUCACUCUCCUGUUGGAUGAUCGGAACAGGACUCUCCUAUUCUAUGGGUACAAAAGUAUACUAAAAUAUAUACACAUAGACUAUGACGAUUAUUUUAAUUUAAGCCACAUCUACACUUUGAGGCUGGAUGAGGGGCUGGUCAUAGACAUCAUUUUUUUGAAGUUCAAACAGGGGAGGGGGAGCGGGGAGGAGAAGGACCAAGCGAAGGCCUUCCAGCUAAGCACCAGCAAGCACAGCAUAGACACACAUGACGAGUAUGCAGCUGAGCCAAAUCUUAAUGUAAAGGGAGACCCCCACCGAAGCAGCACCAAAAACAGAGGUGAUCAUUUCACCACCGAUUUAGGAACAGGCAUUAAGACAGAAGGGAGAAGCAAUACCCUGGAGGGAAGUAUCAAACAGGAGAGUAGGAGCAGUGUUAACGAUGGGCAGUACACCACCGUAGAACGAAUCAAGAGACAGUACGCAGAUAAGACGGCAUCCCUUGAUCACGACACGUCCGCUAAUGGAACUUUCUCGAGAAACGAAGAAAGGGGCACAUCAAAUCUGAGGGUAAAGAAAGGGCUCAGUGAAUGGACAUGCAGAACUGAGAAUCACUCUCAGGAUGGACACCCCCAAAUGGAAACCUUUAUGGAUAGUUUUUUUGCGGAUAGUUUUGCGGAUGACAUACAUCGGGGAAUUGACGAAUCGAGAAAAAAGAAUGAUACUCAUGGAAUCUAUCAAAAGGGAAGGAAAAAACAGAAAAGCAAAAUAAGUGCCACGAUCUGUGUCCUGUAUGAUGCCAAGAAAAAGGAAUCCACUACCUACGAGAGGUACAUAAGACUGAUCCGUUUAUAUUCUGUCAAUGAUGAGCACCGUCCUAGCAGUUUAAGUGAAACCAGCACAUCUAUACACCCACGCGUAAAAAAUGGGUUCAGUGAACACGGUCAUGGUCAUGUGCAAACUAGUGGUGCUUCCUACCAAAACAGCAACGAAUUCAUUUCUGUAAAGGAACCCAAGGAUGAAGAAAAGUGCAUCCACCUGAUGUACUACAAGCCCGUAGUAGUGGACUCCAGCAUAAACAAGCUCCUCUGUUUCGCCAAAAAUAAGUUAAUGUUGGUUGGCUUCCAAUUCAUUAGCUAUGUUAACUUGGAAACGGACAAGGACAGGAAUUUUUUCCUGAGCUCUGAGUUAAGAACCAUUCGAUGUAUUGAACACUUGAGUAGAAAUAAAUUCAUUUUAUCCGACGAUUAUGGAGACCUGUUCAUUUUAACUUGCCUUUAUGAAUCCACUCCGUCUUCGCUCAGAAUAAAAAGUGAUUGUAGCAAUGUGGGUAGCUCCCCGGGAGGGGGCCCUUCCACGGGGGUUGGACCUUCCAUGGGCUGCGAAAGGGGGGAAAGCCGACAAGGCGUAAACCACGGCGACGACGUGAACAACCGCGCUAGCAUCAGCAUGAACAGUUGCGCGAAUAGUUGCGCGAACAGCUGCAUGAACAGCUGCAUGAACAGCUGCGUGAACAGCUGCGUGAACAGCUGCAUCAACUCCAUCACCCUGCAGUUCAUAGGCACCUGCUCCAGGUCCAACGUAAUUGUGUCCCUAUUCCCCGACAUCAUAUUUCUGGGCUCCCAAGUGAGUGACAGCUAUUUGCUGCGGAUGCACAAUUAUCCUGUAUGUGAGUACGAAGACUACAACCCAGUGGAGCCUCCCCCCCUCGCGAGCCACAGUGAUUUUCAUUGUUUGCUAAGCGAUAGACAUGUCGGAGGAGGAGCGACUGACCAUAAUUUGAAUCAUGAGGAUGGAGGUUCCCUUGGGGGGCAGCUCCCUAAAAGGGGUGCAACGAACGAGGCCAACAAGGCGAACAAGGCGAACAAGGCGAACAAGGCGAAUGGGACCGAUGGGACCGAUGGGACCGAUGGGACCGAUGGAACCAGUAGAUACAGUGGAACCGAUGCGGCGAAUGGGACGAACGCCCGAUUUUACCACCUGGAGGGUGCACCGCAGCGCGAAGGCCUUCUCAAGGGUGAUGCGGGCGCGGAGCACGCCCUGUUCCCCCAAAGCGCUAACGGAAGCUGCGGAUUCAGCCACUGCUAUGACGAAAAUAUGCUCCGACAUCGCACCGAUUACACAAGCGUAACCUGUUUGGAGAAUGCCAGUCUUAACACAGAAGAGAUCAUACAAAACAUGGGACCCAUUUUAGAUUUCUGUGUCGUAAAAAAUAAAAAUCAAGAGAAAGAAAUUAUAACGUGCAACAGUUACGGACGAACUGGAUGUAUAUCGAUCAUUAGGAAUGGGAUGAAAGUGGACAUAAUUUCAAAGCUCAACUUUGGAAAAAUUACUAAUAUGUUUGUCGUCAAGUAUGUUAUUCACCUCAGGAAAAGCUCCCCCACGGGGAAUGUUGCGGAUGAUUAUGGUUCCGGAGGAGGGUCGGCACAGAAGAGGAACAUCCACGGAGAGGAGAAGUCACGAAGGGAUGAGAAUGCCUCCCACAAGAGUGACCAUCCAAACGAAAAGCAGUUUUUACAAAAAAAUCAGAUUUUUCACACCCAUAGUGAAGAAAAACGAAAGAAACCUCUACACUUCCAAGCAUUCGCAUACCUAAAUGAAAAAAACAGUGUCGAAAUAAAGGACAUCAAUUUGUGUUUUCUAAAUAAGUACUACUUCCAGAAUGAAAACGAAAUCGACGUUUUGAAUUAUGCCAAUUUUAUAUAUUUUCACGUUUUCAUCAUUUGUUUGUCUUACGGGUUUCACACCAAGGUGGUCGGCGUGUGUAGGGAGACACCCGGGGCAAGGGCCGAGAGGAACAGACGCGGUGUGCCAAGGGAGGCCACUCCGAGGGAGGCCACUUCAAGGGAGGCCACUUCAAACACGGGGGAGCAUCCACAUGGUCAGAAGAAGAAGAACCACCACAACGAUGAAGGUGGUGAUAAUAAUGGUGGUAAUAAUAACAAUGAUGAUGCACCGACCAACCACACGAAUGAGCGCCCCCCGAAUGGGCGCCCACCGAAUGAUUAUCCCUUUGGAUGUGGAGGAGGACCCUCGAACAACCAAAACGAAAUCUGCCUUUGUGAAUAUAAAGAUGUAGAUGUGGAUCUGACCAGCAACACGAUACACUUUAAUGUGUUAAAGAAUUUCCCUUACCUAGUGCAAGUGACCAAUCAGCAUAUCAAUCUGCUUUGCUGUUUAUCUCUAAAAAUGGUGUACCAAUUGGAGAAGGAUUACAUUUUUAGGUUUUGCUUAUAUAAUGAUUACUUCUAUGUUUAUUGUGACAGGGGUAUUGAGGUGUACUCCGUUGAGGAGAAAUACCUGCAGCUUUUGUAUACCCACGAGGUCAGAGAAACGAUUAACUCCGUCGUGGUGUACAAAAGCUUGAUGGCAUGUGUGCUUAACAGUAGGGAAGUGGCCCUGUUUAACAUAGACCAUGGGGCGCUGGACCGAAUUAGAAGUGCGUUUCGGAGCUCUGCAGGGGACGGCGCGCCUCUCAAGGAGGAGAAGAAGAAGGAGAAGGAGAAGAAGAAAAAAAACAACCCUCUGAACGAGGAGAAGGGGAACGGCAGGGGCAUCUUCGUCCAGGCCAACCUCUACACCCCCUCGCUGGACUACUUCGUCUUCAUAUCAGACGUCCAAGUGCUAGAGCUUAACGAUAAUGUGUACCUAUUUGUUGGGUACAGCAACGGGGUAGUGGAAUAUUUUCUGCUGUGCGCGGAUAGGAGGGGGGUGGAGGCAGCUCGAGUGGACGAUCACUCCAGAGGGGGGGGCAAAAGGGGAGGCAAAGAGGGAGGCAAAGAGGGAGGCAUAAAAGGAGGCAUAAAAGGAAGCCAUAAGGGAGGCAUAGAAGGAAGCCAUAAGGGAGGCAUAGAAGGAAGCCAUAAGGGAGGCAUAGAAGGAAGCCAUAAGGGAGGCAUAAAAGGAAGCCAUAAGGGAGGCGUAAAAGGAAGCCAUAAAGGAAGCCAUAAGGGAGGCAAAAAGGCAGACGAAUCGAAGAACCAACUCGCCCACGCGGAGAGACCACCACAUAGGCGCCGAACCCACGACAACUUGUUCAGGCUGCACAAGUCCUACUUGAAAAAAAAAGAAGAAAGCCUACGAUGCAUUUAUCGAGACGAACUCAUUAAUAGAGAGAAACAACCCACACACAGUUACAAAAUAAAAAUUACAGAUACUAUGAAGAAGCAGAAAAAGGAAAAGAAAUACAAAAGAGAUUUAAUUAGAUACAUGUCCGAAACGCAUGCGAAUGUACUUCCAUACUUCAACAGUGAAAAAAAUGUCUUCACCAAUUUGUCUGAUUUACAUAGCUUAUGUGUCAAGGAUCAGGAGGAUGAAAUUUUAUUGGAUUAUGAUUUAUUUCACCAUGCGAACCCUGAAUCUGAUACUUUUGUUGGCAUGGAGGAUAUUUUGCAAGGACGUCACUCGGGGAGGGUGCUAGCUGAGGAGGCUGAAUCGGGUACAGGUGGAGCCAUCCGGGGGGGUGAUGGAAGCGCCGACCAACAGGGUGAGAGCAUCGACCAACAGGGUGAGAGCAUCGAACAGCAGGGUGAGAGCAUCGAACAGCAGGGUGAGAGCAUCGAACAACAGGAUGGGGACAACCCUCCUGACGACGCGGACCAGUUGAGCGAAUGCAGCCAGUACGUUAAGUACCCAGGUUUACCAUCCAGGUUGACAAACAAACCCUUCAGGAGAAACAGAAAUGGUAAAAGUCAUCACAAAGAAAUGAGUCUCCAUCGGAAGAAGGCCAAAUACUAUUUUCAGUUUUUUCAAAUUUAUGGCAUGUCAUCUGAGGAAUCUUCUGAGGAAGACCUUUUGAACUUUCGCACCUUCGAAAUAUUGGACGCGAAAAUGAAGCAGAGGAGGAAGGUAUCUCACGCCAGGGAUACAGUGAACUGUGGAAGCAGUUACUGCGAUGGGAAAAGCAGUCGAAGCAGCAAGUAUAUCCUUCGCGAUGAUGUGCUUAGCUAUGACGGGGAUGCGCGCAACCAUGUGGGAGGGAAGCGCAACUUGGGGGGGAAGAAGCUCACCUCGGGGGAGAAGAAGCGCACCUCGGGGGGGAAGCACAAACCGUUAAGCAAAACUCCCACUCUUUCAAGCGCGUCGUCCGAUUCUAACACAGAUGGCAACCAUGUGUAUACUUCAACAGUGAGGAAGGCCAUCAACUUGAACCACGAAAUGGUUAGCGAGCACUGUCCCCCCGCUGCUACCCACGAUGGAAGAAGGAGGUCCUCGCACGGGGAGGCGAAGCUUAAGGUACCCAGAAUUUCCAGCGCAGUGGACGAAAUGAGUGCGAGCGACCCAGAAAGGAAAGCGACAAAGGAGGAGCAGGAGGAGGGAUCGACGAGAGAUCCCACCUCACUGAUAAGAGAAACAAAAAAGGGAAAGGAUAAACUGGACCCGAGUAAGGCAAAUCUGGGAAGAAGGAAAAUGUGCAAAGAGGAGGAGAGCUCCAGUGGUGGGCACUCCGGGGAGCGGCACGGUGAUGACCACUCGGAGGAGAGCUCGAGUGAUGACAAGUCGGACUGCCGCUCCGCUGAUGACAAAUUGGACCCUCACCCCACUGAUGACCAGUCGGACUGCCGCUCCGCUGAUGACCAAUCGGACUGCCGCCCCACUGAUGACCAAUCGGACUGCCGCCCCACGGAUGAUAACCAAAGGCGCGGUCCCCGCUCGCGCGGCGCGCCCCACAAAACGGACAUAAAUAAUGAGGAGCACCUGCUAGAAAAAAUGAAGAAAAACAAAACGAAUUUAACGAGAAAGGAACUCAAACAGAUGAAGGAAAAAGAAGAAAUCCUUAGUGAUAUUUUCCAAAGGAAAAUAAAGAAACAAUACAAUGAUAUCUAUGUCCGAGAAAAACAAAUGGGUUCAGGAAAAUAUAGUGACGUAGAUGCACAAGUAGAUGCAGAAAUAUCAUCAGAUGCAUCUGUCUGUUUUAAAAAUCUUAACAAUAUCCUCUUUGAUGAAAAAGUAUAUCUAAAAAGAUACGUCGUACAAAGUGAAAAAUUAUUUUUAACCAAAAGGAGAAAAAUUUCCACAUGUACAAAAAAUCCUGUCAAGUUUAAAAUAUUUCGAAAAGUUCACUCAGAAAAAAAUCAGAUUGAUAUUAACAUGAGCAAGAUUACCAAGAGAUGCAAUUUUCUUUUUGUCUGUUGUGACAACCCUAUCAUUAUUUAUUCUACACUGAAGAAAAAAGUUUCCGUCUCCAAAUUAUCCAUUAGGAAUGUACACCUCGUCGAUAUGUUUAGUGACUUCAAUUAUCUGAACCCUUUUCAUAACUUCUUGUCAUUUAAAAAAAAAUCAGAACAAUUCCUACUUCAUUUUUUUCGAUGGAUAUAAAUGAUGAAGCAAAUAGUUUGCUUCUUCGACCCCUUCCAGAACUCGUUCAAGUAUACCUAUAUCAUUCCCUCCAAGUUUAGCGUCUCCAGUAUAUUCAUUUAUGAAUUGGCUCCAAACCCUUCCUCGGGCGGAGACCACUCUGUGCAUGAAAUGAACGAGAUGGAUCAGGCCAACACGGAGGACGGGGCUGUCAGCCCCCCCGUGCGUACACUCAUUUGCGUGGGCACGGCUAACAACAACGAGCGCAUCACGGAGCCCUCCUCCGGGCACAUCUAUGUGUUCGUGGCUAAGAAGAAGACCAACCAGUUCGAAAUCAAGCACAUAUACACCUACAACGUGAACUGCGGCGGGAUCACCCACUUGAAGCAGUUCCGCGACAAGAUCGUCGCGGCGGUCAACAACACGGUCGUCAUCCUCGAUAUCGGAAAUUUUCUGGCCAACUUAGCCACCUACAUCUACAACUCCAGCAAAGCCAUUGCCAUUCUCAACGAAGUGUGCAGAGACUACGCGAACAUUUGGUGCACAUCAAACAUCAAGUUCAACGACGAGGAGUCUUUCAAGCUAUCGGUAAAAAGGCGAACGCAUGUGUGCACUGAGGAGGGCCGAAACGAAAUUGUGCAGAAGGAGCGGAGCAUCCUGUGUGCCUCCAGCGAAGGCUCGAUCAGCGCCCUCAUUCCGUUUUCCAACUUCCUACAGUUUAAGAGGGCCCUGUGCAUCGAAAUUGCUAUAAACGACAACAUCUCCUCCCUCGGGAAUUUGAGCCACAGCUCGUAUCGAGAGUACAAAGUCAGCUUGGCCUCCAAAAACUGCAAAGGUGUAGUCGACGGGGAACUCUUUAAGAUGUUCUUUUACCUUCCCUUUGAGCGGCAGCUGAAGACGUACAUUUACGCCAAGUGGAUCGCCAAAAAGUUGAACUGCAAGCUCGGGAGCUUCGAACACUUCAUGGUGGACAUAGAGAAUCUGUGCGGCCUUUUGUAA